UAGCCAACUGAACCACACCAGUUAGCAGUUAGUAACUUAGCAAGCAGCGCGUACUGUUGAGCUAGGUUAGGCUUACUAGCAUGUAACCCCUGAAGCUAAUGAUAGCACAAUUUGGUACUAAUAACGGUAGUUAACCCAUGUUUACAGAUCAGCAGUAACCGAUGUGCAACUAGCUCAUAGCUAGCGACUAGCUAGCUAAUUAGAGAGUGAAGCUAACGUCUAGGGCAGUUAAACUGUACCUGCGUGCUGUCACAACUUUGAUAUGUCGCAGCAGAUGAAGUGGAAUUCAGCAAAUGACAGUGUGGAGGAAUUAAUGGAUGAGUCUCCUCUCUUAUCCGAGUCUUCCGACCCUCCUCAGUUAAAGUCUUCAGCGAGCGGCAUCUCAGAAAAUGAAUUUUCUUGUCACUGUUGCUAUGACAUCUUGGUCAACCCUACUACCCUGACCUGCGGUCAUAACUUCUGUCGACACUGUCUCGCUCUAUGGUGGGAGUCCUCGCAGAAGAAUGAGUGCCCAGAGUGCCGGGAGAAGUGGGAAGGCUUUCCUAAAAUCAACAUACUGCUGAGGGAUGCAACUGACAAACUUUUUGGUGAGGUCUUACAGCGGAGGAAAGCGGAAAUCCAGGCAAACCCCAAAAUCUCCCGGAGCUUGUUGGCUUUCCAGAGAUAUGGUGACAACUUGGGUAGAUCCAAGACAACCCAGCACAAAGGAGCAGGCUUCUUCUUCUCUGGAGUCCUAACUGCACUCACAUGUGUGGCUGUGAUGGUGUUGGUGUAUCACUGGAGCAGUGGUCCAGUGGACCAGCAUGACCUGCUGAUCACUAAGCCCGUGUCUCACUGGACACCUGAAGAGGUUGUAUCCUGGCUCGAAAACCUGGGUCCCUGGGCCCAGCUGUACAAAGAACCCUUCCAGCAGGAAAACGUCAAUGGAAGGCUCCUGUUGAUGCUGGGGGAAGAAGAGUUGUUGAAAUCGCCUUACAGCAUUGAAAAUCUGGCUCACAGACGGGUUAUUCUGGCUGAACUAGAAAGAGUUAAAGCUCUUGGGGUCAAACCUCCCCAGAACCUCUGGGAAUACAAGGCGGCUAAUGCGGGGAAGUCUCUGUUCUUGCUGUAUGCACUGAAGCGCUCCCCUCGUCUCACAAUCUUUUACUUGUAUUUGUUUGACUACUCUGAGACCUUCCUGCCCUUCCUGCACACUUGUUGUCCAGCCGUCACAGACAGCGAUCAACCAGUGGAGAGCAGUUUUGUCAGCUCACAGGUGGAUCCCAGCUGGCAACAAUGGGCAGAGUUUCUUGUGAAGUACUGCCUGCUUCCAUACCAGCUGAUCGCAGAGUUUGCUUGGGACUGGUUGGCCGUUCACUACUGGACAUCCCGUUUCAUCAUUGUUAACGCCAUGCUGCUGUCUGUCCUUGAAGGUUGCGCCCUAUGGAGGCUGUGGAUGAGAGCCAGGAUCAGGACUCUUCCACAAAUGAUGUGGAGCCACUUGUGGAAAAUGCUAACUCAGGGAUUUGCAUUUGCCCUCCUUUGGCCCUUUGUCCCACAGUUUGUGUGCAACUGCCUCUUCUACUGGGCACUCUACUUCAGUCCCAUCAUUAAUAUCGACCUGGUGGUGCAGCAGUUAAUGCACCCUGAAACAGUAGCAUUGUGACAGACGGCACUGGAUGAGGAGGUGCCCAAUUGAUGUGGGACAAUUUGCAGCAAAUAAGUUGAUGAGAAGUGUUUAUUUUUAGCAGUAAACGCAUUGAAGACUGGCUUUAUCUACUGUUGGGGAAUUUGUCUUGGUUCUUGAUUUGUCUCUCUGCCGGAUGGUUGCCAUGUUGAACAAUAGAGGCACCAGACUACUGCAGGAGAAACAAAACCAAUGAGGUGAGAAACAAGUAAUAGUGUCUGACUUGGGUUGAUCACUGCAGUGAUCUUUUUGCAUCCACAGUGCAUUCACAAACCACGAUGCCUAACGGUCCGGGGUGGUAAGCGGAAUGAUAAGACGUGUUUCAACACUCACUGGAGUAAAGAUUGGACUCGCGACGUGGUGCUGAAAGCUUUGUAGCCCUGGCAUAGCUGUAGUCCAAUAGAACAUGCGUUUUUAUGCUUAUACAGAGUAAGUGAAGUUGGAACAAAACAAAUAAGGAUACAUGUUUUUACAUCUGUUAUCAAAUAUCAUUCUGGCAUGUAAUCUACUUUUAUAGAUUAAUAACCUCAGGCUGCUUCAGGAUUAUCCAUCCAGAAUCUGAAGCAGUAUUUAUAACUCUGCAUAAAUUCUGAUGCAUUUCUUACAUUUUCACUGUGAUUGUGAUCUCGGUGAUCUACAGAGCUGUGUGAGAAGUCAUUCUGUGAUGUUUGGUAACAUGACUGAGAAGUGUCAAGUGAGGUUUGUAGUUCAGCAGUCUGUUUGGCCUCUCAGGCUUUAGCGCCCUUCCAAGUGCAAACAGAGACAGUCUGGCGGAACAAAUGUUCUAUGAAGUUUGUUCCGGCGGUUCCAGCAUUUGCCUUCACAAGAUUUGUGAUGCUUAGAUUUGAAAUUUUUAAUAUUGUGUUUUUUAAAAUUUGUUUAGGUAAUGCAUAUAACUUCUACUUUUUUUUAAAAUAUUAUAUAUAUUUUUUGUUUUUAUUUGCUCACACUGCUGAGAAAUAUUGUUGCCCUUUUUAAAAAUUGUUCAAGUAAUUCACAGUAUAUGUUUCCAUUUCAUGGGUGGACCAAGCUAAUCAGAAAUUAGUGGGGUUUUUUUUUUUUUUUUUUUUUAAUAUGUUCAUUUGCACUGAAAAAUCUUACACUGUGAUGAUGAUGAUGAUUAUCAUUAUUAUUAUUUGUGCUCUUUUGUUCUUGAAUGAUACUUUACAAAAUAAAGAUUUAUAUUAAAUCUGAAGGAGUAUUCAUAGCCACAUAUAAAUGACUUUCUAAAUUCUGAUUCAUUCUGAUAAAGGAGCCUCAACCAACUCCUGAGUGCAUAAAACAACAUU
Oreochromis aureus is the source of this 2955-nucleotide messenger RNA. RefSeq names its product bifunctional apoptosis regulator. Gene Ontology annotation, biological process: proteasome-mediated ubiquitin-dependent protein catabolic process. Gene Ontology annotation, molecular function: protein binding; ubiquitin protein ligase activity; metal ion binding. The record is from RefSeq and is a predicted model, not a curated record. Bases 263 to 1645 code for a protein of 460 amino acids. Gene Ontology annotation, cellular component: nucleus. NCBI's taxonomy places the organism in Eukaryota, Metazoa, Chordata, Actinopteri, Cichliformes, Cichlidae. The transcript is spliced from 9 exons.